Messenger RNA from Sphenostylis stenocarpa, 585 nucleotides. NCBI's taxonomy places the organism in Eukaryota, Viridiplantae, Streptophyta, Magnoliopsida, Fabales, Fabaceae. The record is from the annotation of a GenBank genome assembly.
AUGGUUCCUAAUGAGAUCAGCGGAGUCCACUAUCUAGCACAUGAAAAUCCAUUCCUAGUUCCACCCAACUUUGGCCUUCUGCAAAGUGACAUCCCAAACCUCCAUCUCAACGCCCUCCUAAGCAACUUUCCAAACUGCCACUUCCCUCCUUCAGGCCUCGAAUUUGUUGUUCCUCCCUCCUCAUGCCUCAGCAGCAACUCAACCUCUGAUGACGCUGAUGAAAUCCAGUUCAACAUCAUCGACGAAAGGAAGCACAGGAGAAUGAUAUCGAACCGAGAAUCCGCCCGCAGAUCGAGGAUGAGGAAGCAAAAGCACUUGGAUGAACUGUGGUCACAGGUUGUUAGGCUCAGAACUGAGAACCACAACCUUAUUGACAAACUCAACCAUGUGUCUGAGUCCCAUGACAGAGUCCUCCAAGAGAAUGCACGCCUCAAGGAAGAAGCUUCUGAUCUUCGCCAAAUGAUAGCAGACAUGCAAAUUGGGACCUCCUUUGCUUGCACUAUGGAAGAUUUGGAGGACUUACCAUGCAACAAACCUGAUCCCUCAAACCAAUCAAUCACUCCUGCUGACAUGAUUCAUGAAUGA